UCGGUCAUGCUGGUAAGUGGAAGCAUAGAUUAGACAUUAAUGACAUUAUUUUAUUAUAAUAUAAGUUGAACUGGGAACUAAAAAGUGAUGUUAAUAUUGAUUUAAAUCAAAUUUUAUUUACAGACUUGUUUAAAUUGUGGAGUUUUCUCAAAUAAUUAAACCUGUACUAAAUACUGAUCCGUUCUAGUUUAUUUGAACUUAACUAAUAGUUUAUGGUAAAGUUUAUUUAACAAAAAUAUGUCUAGUCUUGUGUCAUAACAAUAGAAAUGGAAUCAUUAUCAAAACAAGAGCUAAUAUCUACCAUAACAAAACAAGCUGAUCAGAUAAAACGAUACGAAUCACGUUUACGGGAUGUAGUCACAGCUUACAAGGGCUUGGUUAAAGAGAAAGAAGCAUUAGAGAUCAGCUUGAAGGCACUCAACAAGACUGAAAACACUAUAGAUGGAAGUGAAGAUGAUUCGGUCACAGCCCUCACUCUGUCUCUUUCUACCCUCACAGUGGAGAAAGCUCGCAUGGAAGAAGCUUUCCAGGCAGACAAAAAAGUUACAAGGGAUAAGUAUGAGAACAUGUUAGCGGCACUGAGAGAGGAGAAUAAAAUGCUAUCGCAGCAACAUUUGCUGGAGCUUAACAGUCUGAAAGCCAAGAUAGCCUACGAGAUACAAGAGAGGGAGAAGGAGAGAGCUGAUCAUGUUGCUAUGAUGAAAGAGUUGCAUUUGAAAUUGAACAGCGAAAGGAAGACGAAAGAGAAAUUAGAAGACCGAGUAGUUAAUUCAACUGAAGCUCAAGCGUCACAAGCCGAGCUAGAGAAGCGAGUUAGAGAUCUGAGCAGUUCCUUGGAGGCAGCCCAAAGGAGGCUGCAGCGUGCCGAAGCCCGGACUGUUGAGACUCCAGCCCAAUUAGUCAGGCUUCAGCAAAAAUUGGCGCUGAUCGAGCAAUCACAUUCAGUCGCUAUCAGAGAAGAACAAAUAAAAGCGAAAAGGGCUGAAGAAUCUGCCAGGAAGAUCUGUGCCCGUCAAGAAGAAAGAGUCGCGCUGCUAGAAGGAAAACUAGCUGAACUCUCAGAGACUAUAGGACAGUACGAUUUGAGGAGACGCCGCGACCAACAGCUGAUACAGCAACUUAGAGAUUCUAUAAAUGGGAGGCUGCUUGAGAAGAUCGCUCCGGCUACGAUUGAAGAAAACACUCCGGUCCAACUUAGCGAAACGGACAACGAGAAGUUGGCGGACAGCGAAUAUCUACAAACGUUAAUCGACAAAAUACACAUCCUGAAGAAGGAAUUGAUAUCGGAGAACGACAAGCAGGGCUCGCCCAUAGACGUCGCCGCCGUGUUCCAAAUCGAAGGGUUCGGUGACGUUCAUCUCAAGUGCAGGGAGGAUUACGAGAAGCUGCGUCUGGAGUUGGAGGAGGAGCGAGCACGUAGCUCCAGGGAGGGCGUCGAACCGCGACCCUCCUCGCCAGCUCUGCGCCACGACCUCGCGCUGCUCGCCGACCAGCUGCACACCUGCAAGCUGAUGCUGGACGAGGAGAAGCAAGACAAAAUCGACGCCCUGAGGAUCUGCGAGGAGAAAUUGAAAAAUGAAGAGGAAUACCACAGGGAGGUAACGACGGACCUGAAGAACAGGAUCCACGUCCUCGAGAAGCAGGUCGCGACGCAGAGGGAGAGGUACGCCGCGCUGCUGGACGAGACGGACAGCUACAUCCGCGGCAGGAACGAGCGGAAGGUCAGCAAUGAGGAACACAACGUGUUUGCUGAUGUGUCAGCGCCUCCCCACAUGUUGCAUUACGCCCACGAGCUCGCCCGGAAGGACCAGGACAUAUCGCAGCUCAGGAAGGACAAGCAUCUGCUCGAGGGCCAGUACAGAGACUGCCAACGAGACGCGACCAUAGAGAAAGAGCGCUUCAAAGAAGUCGUCAGAGCGCUGAAAGAGGAGAUUGACAGAUUAAGAAGAACGCAAUCCCGUGAAGGUGCAAAUUUAGAGUAUUUGAAGAACGUUGUGCUCGCUUACUUGAUGUCCACGGACUACGCCGGCAAGAGGCACAUGCUAAACGCUAUAGCCGCCGUGUUGCAUUUCACUAACGCCGAACGUCACUCCGUGCUGUCUACUUUGUAAAUUUGAGUGACCACUUAGGAUCGGACGGGCCGUCACACUGAAUACUUUAGAAGCGUCACUGUCGGUAUUCGUUUUAUCUUAUUUUUUAAAUCAACUUCGAGAAACUUCGACAAAUUGUAAUAGUCCUUUGGGAAUAGCCACCGGCUUCGCGCGACCCACUACGUGAGCCAUGUCGACGUCCUAGUCGUGUAUAAGAGAGAGUCCACAAUAAUUCAAAUUAGAAUCAUCAUCAGACAGCACCUAUAUCUGCCGCGAAGCAGUAAUGCGUAUAGGUUUUAUGGGUUUAAUAUAUCACUGAUCAAUUAGAGUCUCAGACCUCAUAUCUUGAUAGGGGGGCGGGCGGGCUUUCACUAAACACCUCAUUAACCAUGAGCUACCUUCGUUAAGCGUUCUGUAGAAUCUAAUAAAUAAUACAAACCCUAAAAAGUAUUAUAUAUCAGGUAAAUACAUUUUAAUUAAACAACACUAAUGCUAUGUAAUUUAUAUGUAUAUGUGUGUAUACAAGAAACAACUAGAAUUAUGAUACAAGUAUAAUUUAAGAGGAUAACAAGUGAUUCAUAAUUGGGUGGUGUGGUGUGCUACCGCAGCCCCACUCCGCCCCUGGGUGUCGCGAAGGGUCGCAGAUUUCGCUUCCUAUAUACCAGGGUACUACGAUCCCUAUCCGCGUAAUGCGACCCCCAUCCGGGUAAUGCGAUCCCCAGCCGGGUAAUGCGAUCCCCAGCCGGGUAAUGCGAUCCCCAGCCGGGUAAUGCGAUCCCCAGCCGGGUAAUGCGAUCCCCAGCCGGGUAAUGCGAUCCCCACCCGGUAGUCUAGACUACACUAUUGCCUUUAUUUUAAUUGAAAAUAAUUAGCAAGUAGUAUUCAUGGAAGAUGCACACCGCGGGAGCGAUCACCUUGUAGAAUUGAGUGAGAUUAAUAAGUAUUUCAUAUAUCUUAAACAUUAUUUGAUUAAAACAUAUAGUAGUGGAUAGUGUUGGGGUUGAACUUGAGUACCGUAUUCAUAGUUAACAUUCCAUUAAAACGGCUGUAUAAUAUAAAUUAAAAAUAAAUAAAAUAUUUUUCAUUAC
Bombyx mori (domestic silkworm) is the source of this 3178-nucleotide messenger RNA. RefSeq names its product GRIP and coiled-coil domain-containing protein 1 (gene GCC88). Gene Ontology annotation, cellular component: Golgi apparatus. The record is from RefSeq and is a predicted model, not a curated record. The transcript is spliced from 12 exons. Bases 267 to 2111 code for a protein of 614 amino acids. NCBI's taxonomy places the organism in Eukaryota, Metazoa, Arthropoda, Insecta, Lepidoptera, Bombycidae.